Molecule: messenger RNA, 5194 nt
Organism: Jaculus jaculus (lesser Egyptian jerboa)
Lineage: Eukaryota; Metazoa; Chordata; Mammalia; Rodentia; Dipodidae
Gene: Bicc1
Product: BicC family RNA binding protein 1
Exons: 21
Coding region: 1-2928 (975 amino acids)
Cellular component (GO): cytoplasm
Molecular function (GO): protein binding; RNA binding
Source: RefSeq, a predicted model, not a curated record
AUGGCCGCGCAGGGCGAGCCGGGCUACCCGGCGGCGGCGCACUCGGACCCGGGCUCCAACAGCGAGCGCAGCGCCGACUCGCCCGUGCCGGGUUCCGAGGACGACCUGGGGGCCGGCGCGCCCCUGCACAGCCCCGAGUGGAGCGAGGAGCGCUUCCGCGUGGACAGGAAGAAACUUGAGGCCAUGCUACAAGCUGCAGCCGAGGGAAAAGGCAGGAGCGGGGAAGACUUCUUUCAGAAGAUCAUGGAAGAAACAAACACGCAGAUUGCCUGGCCAUCCAAACUGAAGAUUGGAGCCAAAUCUAAGAAAGAUCCCCACAUUAAGGUUUCUGGAAAGAAAGAGGAUGUCAAGGAAGCCAAGGAAAUGAUCAUGUCUGUCUUGGACACGAAAAGCAAUCGGGUCACAUUGAAGAUGGAUGUUUCCCAUACUGAACAUUCACAUGUUAUUGGCAAAGGUGGCAACAAUAUCAAAAAGGUGAUGGAGGAAACAGGGUGCCACAUCCACUUUCCAGAUUCCAACAGGAAUAACCAAGCAGAGAAGAGCAACCAGGUAUCGAUAGCAGGACAACCAGCAGGAGUGGAAUCUGCCCGAGUUAGGAUCCGGGAGCUCCUUCCCUUGGUGCUGAUGUUCGAGUUACCAAUUGCUGGAAUCCUCCAACCAGUUCCCGAUCCUAACUCCCCCUCCAUUCAGCACAUCUCUCAGACAUACAACAUCUCCGUAUCGUUUAAGCAGCGGUCUCGAAUGUACGGAGCUACUGUCAUAGUGCGAGGGUCUCAGAAUAACACCAGCGCUGUGAAGGAGGGGACUGCCAUGCUGUUAGAACACCUUGCGGGGAGUCUAGCCUCAGCUAUUCCUGUGAGCACGCAACUAGACAUCGCAGCUCAGCACCACCUCUUUAUGAUGGGCCGGAAUGGGAGCAACAUCAAGCAUAUCAUGCAGAGGACAGGUGCUCAGAUCCACUUCCCCGACCCCAGCAACCCCCAGAAGAAAUCUACCGUCUACCUCCAGGGCACCAUUGAGUGUGUCUGUCUCGCCAGGCAAUAUCUCAUGGGCUGUCUCCCCCUUGUGCUGAUGUUUGAUAUGAAGGAAGAAAUUGAAGUCGAUCCACAGUUCAUCGCUCAGUUGAUGGAACAGCUCGAUGUCUUCGUCAGUAUCAAACCAAAGCCAAAACAACCAAGCAAGUCUGUGAUUGUGAAAAGUGUUGAGCGAAAUGCCUUAAAUAUGUAUGAAGCAAGGAAAUGUCUCCUCGGACUUGAAAGCAGUGGGGUUACCAUAGCAACCAGUCCAUCCCCAGCAUCGUGCCCUGCCGGCCUGGCAUGUCCCAGCCUGGAUAUCUUAGCUUCAGCAGGCCUCGGACUCACUGGACUAGGUCUGUUGGGGCCCACCACCUUAUCACUAAACACUACCACCACCCCAAACUCACUCCUGAACGCUCUUAAUAACUCAGUCAGCCCUUUGCAAAGCCCAAGUUCUGGCACCCCCAGCCCCACAUUGUGGGCAUCCCCACUUACCAACACUUCCACCACCGCAGGUUUUUCUGCUAUACCACACCUUGUAAUUCCAUCAACCACCCAGGCCACGCUGACCAAUAUUUUGUUGUCUGGAGUGCCCACCUAUGGGCACACAGCCCCAUCUCCCCCUCCCGGCUUGACUGCUGUUGAUGUCCAUCUCAACAGUAUGCAGACAGAAGGCAAAAAAAUCUCUGUUUCUCUAAAUGGACAUGCUCAGUCCCCAAACAUAAAGUAUGGUGCAAUAUCCACCACAUCGCUGGGAGAAAAGGUGCUGAGUACGAGUCAUGGUGAUCCAUCCAUGCAGACGGCUGGGUCUGAGCAGGCUUCUCCCAAAACCAACCCUGCAGAAGGUUGCAAUGAUGCUUUUGUUGAGGUGGGCAUGCCUCGUAGUCCCUCACAUUCGGGGAAUGCUGGAGAUUUAAAGCAGAUGAUGGGCUCUGCCAAGGUCCCCUGCAGCAAGAGGCAGACAGUAGAACUACUGCAAGGCACAAAAAACUCACACUUGCACAGUACUGACAGGCUGCUCUCAGACCCUGAGCUGAGUACCACAGAAAGCCCUGUAGCUGACAAGAAGGCUCCAGGAAGUGAGCGUGCCGCGGAGAGGGCAGCAGCUGCCCAGCAAAGCUCAGAGAGGGCCCGACUGGCCCCACAGCCACCAUAUGUCCACAUGCAGGCAUUUGACUAUGAACAGAAGAAACUAUUAGCAACUAAAGCGAUGUUAAAGAAGCCAGUGGUAACGGAGGUCAGAACGCCCACUAACACCUGGAGUGGCCUGGGCUUCUCGAAAUCCAUGCCUGCAGAGACCAUCAAGGAGCUGAGGAGGGCCAACCACGUGUCCUACAAGCCCACAAUGACAACCACUUAUGAGGGCUCCCCAGUGUCCCUGUCACGAUCCAGCAGUCGUGAGCGCUUGGGGAGUGGAAGCGAGUCAGACAACUGGAGAGACCGGAACGGCAUGGGACCCGUGAGUCACAGUGGAUUUACGGCACCUGUCGGCAGCCCCAAGCGGAAGCAAAAUAAAUCAACCGAACACUAUCUCAGCAGUAGCAACUACAUGGACUGCAUCUCCUCGCUGACAGGCAGCAAUGGCUGUAACCUUAACAGCUGUUUCAAAGGCUCUGACCUCCCUGAGCUGUUCAGCAAACUGGGCCUGGGCAAAUACACAGAUGUCUUCCAGCAACAAGAGAUCGAUCUUCAGACGUUCCUCACACUCACGGAUCAGGAUCUAAAGGAGCUGGGAAUCACUACUUUUGGUGCCAGGAGGAAAAUGCUGCUUGCUAUCUCAGAGCUAAAUAAAAACCGAAGAAAGCUCUUUGAACCGCCAAAUGCACGCACCUCUUUCCUGGAAGGUGGAGCAAGUGGGAGGCUUCCCCGCCAGUAUCACUCCGACAUGGCCAGUGCCAAUGGCUGCUGGUAGCAGUACCGUCUAGAAGCACACCUGCUCUCUGCAGCGCUGGACACGACCUGCGCCCCGCCGUCACUCUGCCCAGCCUCAGCUUCCUGGAUGUCUAUCAGGACCAAAGCAGCAAAUUCACACCUGUAUGGGUGAUGAGAAGAGAGAUGCUCUUAUUUUGACACAGAAACACCAAAGGUGGACUGCUUUUUAAAAUGACAGUUGGACAGAAUUUACAAGACGAGGGGUAGGGCUCUAUUUCUUUUUAUUUACCUAUAUUACAUAUGCACUGAUUUUUUUAAAUGAAGGAUAAAUUGACAUCUGGGAUGCCAGGAAACUCUGAAGUUAUUUGUUUGCUUGUUUUGUGUUGGUUUUUAGGAAUUUGAAAAACUAAUCAAGGUAGAAAUUUUUGGCACUGCUUUGAAAUAAUGAUUGAGGUCUUCCAGCACUUUACAUGGUCUCCUUUCUCAUCCUGUGGAAGUGUUCUCCCUCUUAUUUCCAUGUCUUCUGCCAUUGGUACACAUCUGAUUUAGUCAUGUUUUUUCUGACUAUAUCACAUUUUUAUUUCAAGUGGUACUACAUAUUAGUUUCUAUGCAGAAUAUUCUGUGAUUUGGGAAAUGUGAGUCUGCUUGAAAAUGGACCAGCUUUGUUCAUUUGUGUCAGCCUCCUAGAAGCAUGGUGAUGAACACAGUUCACAUUAACAGGUACAUAGACCAAAUGGACUUUGACAUUUAUUCUGUGCAGUCAUUAUAAGUAGCUGCCGCCUGUACUGCUAAGGUGAUUUUAAUGGUUGUCUAAAGGCAAAGGGCUGUUUUAGUAUCCUGCCACUAAAGGACAUUUAUUUAUAUCAAACUUUUAUUUUUUAGAUAUUAUAAGCAUACAGUACAUAAUUGAUGAAAGUGAUAUUUACUAGAGAUUUAUGGUAGAGAAUGGACGGCAUUCAAUAACUGGAGCCCUAAGAUUGUCACUUUAUUUUAAAAGCCAAAUAAUUACCUGAGAAGGCAGAAAUGCUGCCAUUAUGAAAAGAAAGGUACAGUCCCUAGGAUGCAGCCGCUGGCUGUGCCGCGUGUGGUCACAGGACCUUCGCAGGUGUGCACCUGUCUGCUUGAAGUCAAUCUGUAUUUGUUAAUAGGAGGAAAAGGCCUUAAGUCUCCACGCUGACCUUUUACAUGAUAUCUGAGUUCUAAAGGGAAAAAUAACAUGUUUUCUAAGUGGCUACAUUUAAUGUUACAAUCUAAUACUGUGAAAGUCCAAGAAAUCAGGCAACAUUAUCUCCUAGGUCUUUUCAGACAUCUUGUUAUAGAUUUAAGAAUAAAGAAAUCACUAAAGUGCCUUUCUUCAAACACUGUUAAUCCCAAACACAUUAACUUUUGGAAUACUAGUCCUGGGAAGUAGCAUAGGUUACCUUUAGUGAUUUAUUUACAUUCAGCAUUUCCAGACUUUAUGUAUGGAAUUAAACCAUCUCACAUGCCCACAGCAAUGGGGGGCUUUAUACAAAUGUGUUUUCAGAAAUUCUUGCUGAGUACUUCUUCAAAGCCCAAGUCAAAUCACUAAAGUAAGAGAAUGGAAGUGACAUCGUGCACAUGGGAAGAUUUCCACAGCAUUAAUGUAUAGCUGGCCCUAAACUAACCCUUAACCACUGCAGGAUGGAGAGAAAAGAACCCCCUCUCCUGUUUUCCAGUACAGGGCAGCCAGCCUAUGUGCACAGGGUCAGGCUCCAAGCCUAACCGGAUUAAAUGACUCCAUUCUGCCAAGAUCCAUCAUAGCAGGAUUCCAGAUUUAUUUCCUGAUUGUUCUAUAGCUGAGUUUUUUUUUAAAGUCAUUGUUAGCUCAUUCCCAUCUCUGCCAUGUAUUUGGAAGAGGAAGAAAAUGGGAUGACUAUUCAGUAUUAAGUUGGUAUAUAUUUUAUGAACAUUGAUUUCUGUUACACCAAAGGGAAACUACCCACUUAAACUAGAUUAAAUAGGGUGACUAAAACAAAUUUUAAAACACUGGAAAAUGUUUUUUCAUUUUCUCUUGAUGCAAUGAAGGGAAUCUGAUACUCCAGUAUACAGAGAUAUUGGUGUUAUAUCAUGCACAAAAUAUUUGGAUUAUUUGAAUAAAUGUUAGUUUAAUCGAUCUACGACUUCAUAGUGACUGGUUAUCUGUAAAUGUAGUACAAAUACUGAUUGUAUUUUUGUGUGAUGUUUUUGUCCUGUUAGACACUUUUUUUUAAAAGAUGGAAUUAACAUUGAAAGUGGGAAUUUUCUAAACUAAUCAUUACAUAGGAAUAAAUUUAUAUAGCCCCUU